Halichondria panicea is the source of this 1780-nucleotide messenger RNA. RefSeq names its product cholesterol 7-desaturase nvd-like. The transcript is spliced from 6 exons. Gene Ontology annotation, biological process: cholesterol metabolic process. The coding region runs from base 180 to 1613 and encodes 477 amino acids. Lineage: Eukaryota; Metazoa; Porifera; Demospongiae; Suberitida; Halichondriidae. Gene Ontology annotation, molecular function: oxidoreductase activity; 2 iron, 2 sulfur cluster binding. The record is from RefSeq and is a predicted model, not a curated record.
GUGCGCAUAUUAAAUACAUGCUGACAUGUGCUAUGAUACAUGGUAUGCAUAGCGACAGACAAUUAGAUAUCAACAAGCCAUAAAGCCUUUAGCAUAAAGUUAGGCUUAGCCAGCUCUGUAAUUAAUUAUAGCUGCAUGGUGGUAGAUCUACGUGCACCUAUUAAAGGACCUAUGAAAAGAUGACCCCUUCUAUUAGCCUGCUCAUCCACAUUGCUGGUCUGAUUGCUGUGUCCCAAUUCAUCUUCAGUGGUAACUACGAGCAGCAAAUUAAUGACAGCCUCAAUGGCAACGUGACUGGAACUUUAGAAAGAGUCUUAGAUACUGUGUCUUCAGCCCUACCAUUCAGCUCUGACGUCGUGAGCGUGGGAUGGUUGCUCAGAAUGCUGUUGUAUUCAGCUGCAACUGUGUACAUCUUGUAUAUUGGCAGGAACUUGUACCAGGCCAUUUUUGGAGUUGUGGAGUUGUACUGUCCCGAAACAAAGGCUGGGUUUGACUUCCCUAGUAGAAAAAUGAAAGGGUUCGUCACAAAACGAGAUUUUGUUAAUGAAGUACAAAAAAGAAGGAAGAUGGGAGAUAUUCCACCACCUUUUCCGAAUGGUUGGUUUGGCCUCCUCCGCUCUACUGAACUGAAAGCCGGGCAAAGCACUGCUGUGAACGCACUGGGCCAAAACUUUGCUGUGUUUAGAGAUGACAAAGGGAAUGCUCAUGUUCUAGAUGCCUACUGUGCUCAUUUGGGUGCAAACUUGGGCGUGGGUGGUAAGAUCUAUGGCUCGUGCGUUCAGUGUCCAUUCCAUGGCUGGCAGUUUGAUGGUGAGACAGGCCAGUGCACCAAGAUCCCGUAUGCUAAGGGGAAGAUUCCGGCCCAGGCCAAGGUAAAGGCUUGGCCCACCUUGGAGUGCAAUGGUGCCAUCCUCGUGUGGCAUGAUGCCGAGGGAAGGGAGCCACUUUGGUCCCUGAAGGAUCUAGAGGGGAUAGGCAGUCGCUUUGUGUAUCGACUCUCUUCUACUCAUUUUAUCAAGACUCAUAUACAGGACAUUGCUGAGAAUGGUGCUGAUGUAGCUCACCUGACAUACCUUCACGGAGCAGGAGUUUCCUCUGGCGCUGGCAUGGACUAUCGUGAGCUUCUCUCUGGGAAAUUGCACACACACAGUUGGACAGCUCGCUGGGAAUCUCUUCCCAAACCAUCUACUUAUGUCGGUCGUAUGACUCUUACCAUGACCAACAGUAUACUGGGAGUGAAUUUCAAGUCAUUGGACAUUACGUCUAUUGCUGACCAGAUGGGAUGUGGAGUGGUGUACCUGACUCUCAAGUCCAAGUUUGGCACCGUGCUGCUCCUGCACACUGUGACUCCAUUGGAACCCUUCCUGCAGAAAUAUUCUGUGGUGGCCUACUCUGAUUGGUGGAUUCCUACAUUCCUCGUCAAGUGGUUGGUGCAGGCCUAUGAUGUUCAGUUGGAGCGGGACAUGAUAGUGUGGAACAACAAGCGUUACAGCCUCAAGCCACUCCUGGUACGUGAAGAUGAACUCAUACUGAAGCACAGGCGCUGGUACUCACAGUUUUACUCCAAAAACAGCAACAAAUUUACCUUUAUCAAAGACGAACUUGAUUUUUGAGCUGUCAACAAUACACGUGUACUUGAAACUGUAGACUUAAGACUUAAUAGCUAUAUUAGUGUAUUUUAUUACAGGCCUAUUAGCUAUCUUUAGAAUUGGCCCUAUUCCGGCAGUGGCAGCCCUUUUAGAUCUACAGUUGUAUACAGAGGCCCUAUGCGUCUUUUGUG